Diceros bicornis minor is the source of this 457-nucleotide messenger RNA. Its product is annotated as cytochrome c oxidase subunit 6C. Bases 90 to 317 code for a protein of 75 amino acids. The transcript is spliced from 4 exons. Gene Ontology annotation, biological process: mitochondrial electron transport, cytochrome c to oxygen. Lineage: Eukaryota; Metazoa; Chordata; Mammalia; Perissodactyla; Rhinocerotidae. The record is from RefSeq and is a predicted model, not a curated record.
UGUCUUGGAGUUGAGUCGUGACUGCAUCUCUGCGGUCGCUGAAUCUCGGACGUCUAGCCUGCGUCGACCCCUCAAGGAGAAUAACUACCAUGGCUUCCAGUGCUCUGACGAAACCCCAGAUGCGUGGCCUUCUGGCCAAGCGUCUGCGAUUUCAUAUUGUUGGAGCAUUCGUUGUAUCCCUGGGGGUUGCAGCUUUCUAUAAGUUUGCUGUGGCUGAACCAAGAAAGAAGGCAUAUGCAGAUUUCUACAGGAAUUAUGAUUCCAUGAAAGAUUUUGAGGAGAUGAGGAAGGCUGGUAUUUUUCAGAGUGCAAAGUGAUUUUGGAAUGUAAAGAAUCUCUUUGGGUUGAGUUCCAUGGAAGUUUGUCACUCACUGACCUGUGUUCCUGAACUAUGAAACGUGAAUAUUUGGGCUAAGGAAUAGUUUCUCUUGAUAAAUAAAUAAGAAAUACAUGGACA